UUCUUUUAAGCAGCCUUCCCUACUUAGUACUACCAUGGCUAAAAAGUCAAAAGACGAGGCGCCGAAUCCCAACAACGUGCCCAACAGAGACAUCAUCCAGCGUCUUAACUUCCUGUAUCAAGCUAGUGUGUAUCUCAAUGGCGUCUCACCUCCACAAAAGAGAAAGCAAAAGCGAGUCACCACCAGCGAUCUGUCCCGCAGCUACGUCUCUUCCAUGAAGAUUGUAGGCCAAAAGACGACGGUAAAAAUGGAUCCGUCUAUCAAGCGAACGAUCUGUAAAGGGUGCGAUACCGUUCUCGUCCCAGGAUCUACGGUCUCGAUACGAGUGAAGAAAUCACCGUCUCACGGUCAUCUCAUGGUAUAUACUUGCACCCGCUGUAAGACGUCGCGUCGAAUACCUGCACCACCAGUGGAUGUGGAUGCCUCUACCACAAUGGACUCGCCAAAGCUUCGCAUUCCUCCGCUGUUUGCCAGGAAGGCAGGACAUGUCACAUUUUGCGGGCAAGAACAGGUUCCGACUGACGAGACGUCGCUGGGGAAUGGAGUGUUCAUCGUCUAGGUUGCCAGAAUAUUAUAUAAAUAACGCAUCGAGCGUACUUUUCCACUCCUCACUGCAGCACCUUGUCCCGUUUGGCUACCCAGAG
Messenger RNA from Desarmillaria tabescens, 644 nucleotides. RefSeq names its product RNAse P Rpr2/Rpp21/SNM1 subunit domain-containing protein. The transcript is spliced from 3 exons. Gene Ontology annotation, biological process: tRNA processing. Gene Ontology annotation, cellular component: nucleolar ribonuclease P complex. The record is from RefSeq and is a predicted model, not a curated record. The coding region runs from base 35 to 559 and encodes 174 amino acids. Lineage: Eukaryota; Fungi; Basidiomycota; Agaricomycetes; Agaricales; Physalacriaceae.